UGCAGCCAGCCAGUCUAGGAUCUCCCAAUGCCCAGCACGAAGCCAUUCCAAGGGGCAGCAUCAUGGGCUUUGAACUAGAUCGCUUCAGUGGGGAAGUGGACCCUGAUUUCAAAUGCAACCUAUGCAACAGGGUCCUAGAAGACCCCCUGACUACCCCUUGUGGGCAUGUCUUCUGCGCAGGCUGCGUCUUGCCCUGGGUGGUGCAGCAAGGCAGCUGCCCGGUGAAGUGCCAACGGAUCUCUGCCAAGGAACUCAACCACGUGUUGCCUCUUAAGAGCUUGAUCCUCAAGUUGGACAUCAAGUGCGACAAUUACUCCAGGGGCUGCGACAAGGUGGUGAAGCUGCAGAACUUGGGGGAGCACACCGAAAUGUGCGACUACUCUCCGGCCAAAUGUAGAAACAAGGGGUGCAAUGAGGUCCUCAACCUUAAAGAUAUGGACGCUCACAUGAGGGAGUAUUGCGAGCAUCGGACUGUGGGUAUCUGCCAAAAGGGCUGUGGGCUCAUGUUAACCUUUAGGGAGCAGAAGUUUGGGGACCACUGCUGCCUAAAAGCGAUGAAAGUACAGAAUAGUGCCUUACAGACCAAGAUUUCAGGGCUGGAGACGGAGCUUAAAAAGAGAGCCUUGAGAUCUUCCAAGAGAGAGAAAUCCCUCUUGUCCCAACUCUCUGCUGUGCAGAACGAGCUUCAGAUGACAGCCCUGAGAUACCAGAAGAAGUUCACGGAGUAUAGUGCGAGGCUAGACUCUCUUACCAAGGUUGUGGCUCCACCAUGCAAGGGAGAAGAAACCAAAACACUGACUCUUGUGCUUCACCGGGAAUCUGGAUCGUUGGGAUUUAAUAUUAUUGGUGGCCGGUCAUGUGUGGACAAUCAAGAUGGACAAUCAAGCGAAGGAAUUUUCGUGUCUAAAAUAGUGGACAAUGGUCCCGCUGCCAAGGAAGGAGGACUUCAGAUCCAUGACAAGAUCAUUGAGGUGAAUGGGAAGGAUUUAUCCAAAGCCACUCAUGAUCAGGCCGUCGAAGCUUUUAAAACCGCCAAAGAACCCAUCGUGGUGCAGGUCCUACGGAGAACCCCCCACCCCAAGAUAUACAGCCCGACGUCCGGCGUGCAACUGGCCGAUUCCGGGACGCAAACGGAAAUCACCUUCGAACACAUCAUGUCUCUGACCAAAAUGACUUCUCCUCCGCCGCCCGUUUCUGCCUUGGACCCGUAUCUCCUGACCGAACAGCACUCGGCGGCGCAUGAAUAUUUCGACCCCAACGACUUCAUGGGGAGUUUGCAUCCAGAUCUGGACAGAGAUGAACUGGAAUUAGAGGAGAUAGACCUAUACAGACUAAACAGCCAAGAUAAGCUUGGCCUGACCGUGUGCUACAGAACCGACGAUGACGACGACACUGGAAUCUACGUCAGCGAGAUCGAUCCCAAUAGCAUUGCAGCCAAAGACGGGAGAAUCAGAGAAGGAGACAGGAUCAUACAGAUAAAUGGCAUCGAUGUUCAUAACCAUGAAGAAGCUGUAGCUCUCCUGACAAGUGAAGACGCUAAAAACGUUUUCUUGCUGGUGGCGAGGCCGGAGAUUCAGCUGGACGAAGGAUGGAUGGAUGAUGCCAGGAAUGAUUUUCUAGAUGAUUUACACAUGGAUAUGCUGGAAGAACAGCAUCACCAGGCAAUGCAAUUUACUGCCAGCAUGCUUCAGCAGAAAAAGCUAGAUGAAGAUGAAGGAACUACAGAUACGGCUACAAUUUUGUCCAACCAGCUGGAGAAAGACAGUGGAGUCGGACGCACAGACGGCAGCACUAGAAACGAUGAGAGCUCCGAGCACGAGAAUAUUACCGACGACCACACCACCUCCUCAAACACGCUAGGGAGUCAGAAGAAGCUAAUGUACAGUCAGGACACGUUGGGCAGCGGAGAUAUGCAGUUUAGCAACGAGUCCUUCAUAUCGGCGGACUGCACGGAUGCCGAUUUCCUGGGUAUCCCCAUGGAUGAGUGCGAGAGGUUCCGGGAGCUUCUCGAACUUAAAUGCCAAGUGCAAAGCGCCAACCAGCGAAGCCGGUAUUACCAAACCAGCACCAUGGAGACCAGUCGAAGCGAUCAGGAAAGUGUAGACAGGGAGCUGGAGAUACUCAACGAAGAACUUCACAGCAUUGAGCUUGAGUGUUUGAAUAUUGUCCGGGCCCAUAAAAUGCAGCAGCUCAAGGAGCAAUACAGGGAUUCGUGGAUGCUUCACAACAGUGGUUUCCGCAACUACAACACAAGCAUUGACUUGCGUAGACACGAGCUUUCGGAUAUCACAGAGCUGCCGGAGAAGUCCGACAAGGAUAGUUCAAGUGCCUACAACACAGGGGAAAGCUGUCGCAGCACGCCGCUGACUUUGGAGAUUUCACCCGAAAACUCACUGCGUAGGGCAGCUGACGCCCUCAACUGCCCGAACGCCGAGGGGGCUGCUGGCAACGCCGUCCCGAAGAACUUGCCGACGAGCGGUGGCAGCCGCGAAUCCAGUCCUGCCAGAUACCACCUCCCUGCCAAGGAUUUCGACCCCAACAAGCAAACAGAGAAUAGAGACAGAAAAGCCGGGGAUUUCGGCAAAAGCCAAACCACCUCUGAAAAACUGUCCAGCUCGAUGGCGCCGCCAUCGCACCGCCACUCGCCCUAUAAACAUGCCCAUAUUCCGGCGCACGCCCAGCAUUAUCAAAGCUACAUGCAGCUUAUCCAGCAAAAAUCGGCGGUGGAGUACGCGCAGAGCCAGAUGAGUUUGGUCAGCAUGUGUAAAGACUUGUCUAAUUCUACGGAACCAAGGAUGGAAUGGAAAGUGAAGGUGAGGAGCGACGGGACGCGCUACAUCACAAAGCGGCCCGUCAGGGAUAAACUGCUGAGGGAAAGAGCCAUAAAGAUAAAGGAAGAGAGGAGCGGGAUGACAACCGAUGACGACGCCAUGAGCGAGAUGAAGAUGGGACGUUACUGGAGCAAAGAAGAACGGAAGCAGCAUCUUCGGAAAGCCACCGAACAGCGGAAGAGAAGAGAGUUUAUGAUGCAGAGCCGGCUGGAAUGUCUGAAGGAGAAACAAACGACGGAGGACAAUAAGGAAGUCAGCAUCAUCGACCUUAGCCACAAGAAGAUGAUGAAGAAAAGGAACAAAAAGAUUUUCGACAAUUGGAUGACCAUUCAGGAACUGUUGACUCACGGAGCCAAGUCUCCGGACGGGACUCGGGUGUAUAACUCCCUGCUUUCCGUUACAACUGUAUAAUUUUUCUGAUCUACGGCCUGUAAAUAAGAAACUACCGAUGGGGUAGAAUUUCAGCCUCGUUAAAUGUGGCAAGUUUUUUUUUUUUUUUUUUUUUAAUGUAAAUAUAAGAUAAUUACCAUUACUGUUAAUAGUUUGUUAUUGAGAAAAAAAAUAUAUAUGUACACACCCUGUUUGGUAUCACGUUGAUGGAAGGACAGACGAGGGUCUGAGUUAGUUGGAUACAUUAGAUAUGGGAUUUGGAACUUUUUUUAUUUGAUUUUUUUGAAUUUUCGCCUGUAUUUUAUAAAACUUUUUUUUUUUUUUUUACAUUUUUCAUACAGAUAUUCAACUUGCGAAACCAAAUAACCCUUAAUUACAAACGUAAUAUCUUUAAUCAGUAUUCAUUAAUUACACAAGCUUUUUUUUUUGCCUAAAAAACACAAAAAAGCAAUUGCCAAUAUGAAGUUAUAUUUUAUAAAUUUGUAUUUUGUGACAUUACUUUUGCAUUUGUGUUUUUUUUAUAUAUUAUCUGCCUUCCUAUUUAUCAAUAUCUGCAAAAAUAAACAAGAUCUUUUCAUAAUGGGUAAAAAAAAAAAAGCAGCUUUUACAAUAAUGAGCAAAUCACAAUUUUAAUACUUUUUGAGAAUCGGAUUUUUUUUAUAUCGAGCGAUUUUUAUUCGUCGUGUAGCUUUAACAGGAUUGGAAAGCACUUCUACGGCAGUCCCUUUGUCAGGCUUUUGAUACGGACAAGGAAUUUCUUUAUAAAAGGACGAAAAAAAUAAAAUAAUAAUUUAAAAUGUUUGUUAUGGUUGGGUUCUUAAAUUGGUUUGUACUGAAAGACUCUAAAAUGCAAUCUAAUAAAAUCACAAAUAAUUGCGGCCGCAGCAAUGAAAGAGAAAUAAAUUAUUUUGUACCCAGUC
Spea bombifrons (plains spadefoot toad) is the source of this 4141-nucleotide messenger RNA. RefSeq names its product PDZ domain containing ring finger 3 (gene PDZRN3). The transcript is spliced from 10 exons. The record is from RefSeq and is a predicted model, not a curated record. Gene Ontology annotation, cellular component: neuromuscular junction. The coding region runs from base 63 to 3242 and encodes 1059 amino acids. Gene Ontology annotation, molecular function: ubiquitin protein ligase activity; protein binding. Gene Ontology annotation, biological process: protein ubiquitination; neuromuscular junction development. Lineage: Eukaryota; Metazoa; Chordata; Amphibia; Anura; Pelobatidae.